AUGUCAUUGCAAGCCAGUAAUAAGAGGACGAGAAGAAGUAAAAAGAGAAGAACCGCUGAUAUUAGUGAUUCUGAUUCUUCCUCAUCUUCUUCAUCUUCCUCAGCUUCUGAGUCUGAGAUGGAAGCAGAUGCCAAAGAAAAUGAGGAUAAUAUUGAACUAUCAGAUAUCGAAAUGUCGGAGGAAGAUGAUGCCCAAAAGGUAACGUCAGAGAGACUAGACGAUGAAACAAGGAACAGAUUGAAUCAAAUACCUUUGACAAAUACAGAACUUUCGAAAAGGGCUGGAAAUAACGUCAAUAGCAUUGAUCUAAAAAAAGUACAACAUGAUAUUGAAGAGGCCAAGGAAAAAGUCAGUUUGGUAAAGGAUGGAAAUGAACUAAAAAAUGCCUACCUUAAUGUCCUUUUCAACCAUUACGGAGAAGAUGUUAAUUCAUUACGAAAAGCUCCAGACUUCACGGCCAAAUCACUCGUGUUACUAGCUAACGUUCUCAAGGACGGUGCCAACAUGUUCGAUGUCGACUCACUUAAGACAAUUGUAGAGCCUAAACAAUGA
Messenger RNA from Lachancea fermentati, 552 nucleotides. NCBI's taxonomy places the organism in Eukaryota, Fungi, Ascomycota, Saccharomycetes, Saccharomycetales, Saccharomycetaceae. The record is from the annotation of a GenBank genome assembly.